GUUGGCAACCCUAGACUAGGAAGUGCUGGGCAGGCCUCUUGUGUCACUGAGAGGAGGGACAGAAAUAAAACCAUUCUUCUCUGCUCCAAGAAGUGUCCCAAUGGGCACGCUAUACAAACAGUAGAGCGCUAAGACCACGCUCAGCCAGAUGCAGACUCCUGCUGUCCUGAACCUGAGCAAGUGUGCAAAGCCAGCUCCUGUCUUGUGUUUUCAUGGAGAGUGGAUGUUUGUUCAUUGCCACUUACCACAGUUAUCAAACAAACAUGGGAUGAUUCCAGCACAUUAUGUGAUGCCCUGGAAAGAAGACAUGAAGAACAGGAAAUUCACUUUAAAGCAUGCAGCGGUUGUUGGGAUAUAUACUGGUGCCACAGAAGAUUGUCUCUUUUUGGAGCAUAGAGAAAGACUUUGCCAUGGAGAAGAAAGAAAAUGCAUACGGGAGAAAAUUCCUCUGGAAAUGCCAAUUGAGGAUAUUCCCAUACAUUCUCAUCUCUCCAGGUACCAGAAGUCUGUGGUUGCUCAUGCAUGGAGGUUGAAACUCUGACCUGUUUUUUUCCCCUGUCAUUACAGUCAUGUUUGAACUGUAUAGACUGUGAAUUUUAAACUUGCUGCAAGAAAACACAGUGUGGUGCAUUUUUUUCUUCAAAAUAGAAUUAACAUAUUUUAAAAACUGAUUAGAUGUUCUAUUUGAAAUGCAAAACAAUUUCUUUCCGAAUUUUGACCAGCUUAUUUUUAUUAGGGAAAGGAUAAUCUCAAAAGUUUCAACCUUUCAGUUUGACAUAAAUAAGCAGCAUACAGACAUUUGGAUGCUUAUCUGACAUUUAUACAAACUUUUGGAUUCUACUGAUUUUUCCAUCACCAUUUUGAAAGAUUUAUCAGUCCCACUCCUUAUUCUCUAUUGUUUUCUUAGAGAAAGUCCCUCUGGCUCUGGCCUACCAGCCCUUCUGCAUCUUCUGAAGGUGACUAGCUAGCUUUCCUCUCCUGGGACUUCAAGGGGUAGCUGAUUGGUUCACUUCCCACUUACUUUUCUUUAGGUGAUACUUGCAUUUCUCCCUCUACCUAAAUGUGAAAGAAGAUACUUUCUGAGAUGCAGGUAGCAACAUCAGGAUGGGGACAUUUUCCAACUUAUGCUGUUGUACUUGACUCAGCUCUAGGUCUAAAUUGCUCCUAACUUAAAAAAGCUAUACCAUAAAAAGGAAUUUCCUUUGUUGGCUGGAGGUGGAUUCAUGGGUUUAUAAAGCCACUAAGAUGAUGGAGGAAGUAAAGGAGACAAAAUUUGGGGAGAUACUAAAUGGCAAUCACUUAAAGUAAGUGCUGAAAGGCCCAAAAAUAUAAAUGGAAACAGAUAAAUAAAACCCAUGAAUAAGAACAGUUGCUUCCAAUCAUACAGGAGCAUUCUGCUAUGGAAUUAAUUUCCAUUUGUCAGUCAAGAACAGAUGCCAUUAACAUUACUUAAUUGAAUUUUGAAUUGUAAUGGCUAUUUAGUCACAAUUGUUUAUUUUGAAAAUGCCACAGAUUCUAAUUUCAACAGGUGAGAAAUGGGAAAUUAAAGAAAAUUUAAAACCUUUUAAAUUUAAAAGCUGCUAAGUAUUCAUAAAUGUUUUGGGAUACAAAAUAUACUUUGCACAUAACCAGUUUUAUUUAUUUCAUAUCCGCUGAAAGGAAAACAAUUAAGACAUUUUGGCUUGCCAUUGUUAUAUGCUAAUAAAACUUAAAUGUACAUUGGCGCACAAUUUAAAAAUAUUGUUUUAGUCACAAAUACACUUUAUUUCAAAUUAUAAUUAAAAUUUAACUUUAUAACACUUUCUGCUCUGGGUUGUAGAGGCUCAUUCCUGACUAGACCAAAAGCAGAAAGGAGCUGUCUGUUUUA
Molecule: messenger RNA, 1867 nt
Organism: Pelodiscus sinensis (Chinese soft-shelled turtle)
Lineage: Eukaryota; Metazoa; Chordata; Testudines; Trionychidae
Source: RefSeq, a predicted model, not a curated record